Amoebophrya sp. A25 is the source of this 1514-nucleotide messenger RNA. The record is from the annotation of a GenBank genome assembly. Lineage: Eukaryota; Dinophyceae; Syndiniales; Amoebophryaceae.
AAGAGGAUGACGGGGCCAAAACUCCGAAUCAUGGCUAUCAUCUACAGGAAACAAGCACGUGGAGGGCUCCAUCGAAGAGCUGUAAAGAACCAGUGCGGGAGAAGAUAAGCAAAACCACUGCGGCAUCGUCGUCUAGUAGUAGUAGAAGUAGUCGAACUCGAGAGGUCGUCUCGUCGAAAAAUCAGGCUACUGCCGUGUGUGAAGACGCUGGCGUCGGUUUGCCUUGUGACACCUGUGGUUUGCGAGGUCCUCGACCCUUUUCUGCUGCGCGAAACCAUGUUAAAACCAUUGCGAACACACAUCCAAGGCGGGCGGAGUGGGUUCCGUUGGGUCCGGAAGAGGUAGAGGAGCGGGUUACGCACUGGCGUAGCAUGUACUUCCAAAAAAGUAAGUACGGAAGGACUCAGUCGACGGAGCGCUCAGAACUACCUCCAAAGGAGAAUCCGUGGGACGUGCCUGAGGACUACGCUCUAGAAGAUCACUGCAGCAAGAACUUUUAUAGACAAGUACUUGGGGCAUGCAAUACACCAAACAAACUUCCUCCAUCUGCUAGACCGUGCGCUUUUGCUCAUAAAUGGGAGCAGUAUCGAGAGCAGCGGCGGACACAGAGAACAGAAGAGAUGGAAGCCCAGGUAGAAGUUGAAAAAUGUAGUGGCGCUUCUGCUGGUACUCAUGAAGCAGAUCCCAUCACAUCUUCUCACUCGAGCAAGCAAAACUCCGAAGCGACGUCCACUCGCGUAGCAACUACACAGUCGCAUGCUGCCAGGAGCGUUUCAUCUACAUCGGAGGGGAAGUUCACGGUAUCCCAGCAGCCUACGAUCAAUGAGCCAGGGCUUCCUUUAACUCUUCACGAGAAGACAACAGCUGAGCGACACAGAAGAUCGCCGUUUCGCGCAAAAUUGCUGCAUCCGCGCGGAAUGACUGUAAUAACGAGUUAUAACGCAAAUGGCGUGGCUGAGUUGAUUUCCGUCGUCUCGUGUGCAAAUGAACCAGUGAAGAACGUGGAUCCUGUGCCGCCGGGGGUGGAUCAAGGUCGUUAUAUUUUUUGAUUCUAAGUAGCUGGUAACAGGUUUUCUCGUCUGACAACAUGCUUUGUUGAGUGGUCAUUUAGUGCAGAAAAUAGGAAGUCAUCGCUUUCAUCAUAGGAAAAUCCUGGCGACAGAUGGUUUCCGUAUCGAUUGUUUAUGCUUUAUGCCUUGCCUAUAAUCGCCGGGAAUUUAUUUCUUCCUCCAGGUCCAGGUGUGAAGUCCGGUUGUGUCUCGGCCGAAGGAACACAAGCAGCAGCCCAGCGAGUUGCGAGGCUUGAUGAUAGUGAUGGUGUAUCGCGUGAAGAUGCAGACCGCUGCUUAGCAGGCGUGUUGGAUUACGGUGCGACUAGCAUUAGCAAUUGCGCGUCUACUCGGUUUGGUCAUGGAGUUCUGGACGAAGAAAAGCGGCAGCAGCAGCAGAAGGGUGCCACAGCUGCUACGUUGCUCGAGGGGGUCAUCUUGUGUGGUUUCAAGAGUGAAGUCUGA